Molecule: messenger RNA, 624 nt
Organism: Papaver somniferum (opium poppy)
Lineage: Eukaryota; Viridiplantae; Streptophyta; Magnoliopsida; Ranunculales; Papaveraceae
Exons: 1
Coding region: 1-624 (207 amino acids)
Biological process (GO): negative regulation of abscisic acid-activated signaling pathway
Source: RefSeq, a predicted model, not a curated record
AUGUCUCUCAAAGAUUACUUCAACAAUAACCCAAGUCCUCUUCCUCAUCAUCAUAGUCGAUUCAAACCCAUGGACGAUUUAGGCAAUCGAGAAACAGUAAUGGAGAUUACUGAGCAGCAGCCAAAAAGAGUAGCGACGACGACUAUGUUAUCUUGCAACUAUUGUCACCGGAAAUAUCAUAGCGUACAUGCAUUAGGAGGACAUCAAAAUGCUCAUAGACGAGAACGUGCAGCUACACUAGCUGCACUCACAGCUUUUAAUUAUUAUAAAGCAAGUUACGGCAAGAACCUACAGCGCCGCCAUGGAUUCUCAUCAUCAAGUACGAGUUCAUUAUCAUUUUCGUCAUCAACUUAUACUCGUAUCAACUUUAUCAAGAAAUCAUCAUUAGGUAUCCAAGUUCGAUCCAUGGUACAAAAACCAGUACCUUAUUUAUCAUUACGGGAUUCUCGAUGCUAUUCUUGUUUCUAUGCGAAUGAUAAACACAACCACUCACACAACUAUACAUCUGAUUCUAGCCUGGAAGUUGGUCGGCCAUCAGACGUUAGCAAGUGCUCGGUCGUAAGUUCAUCUUUGGUGCCGCCCGAUGAGGGAGUAUUAAAGCUUGAUUCAUUUCUUAAGCUUUGA